Messenger RNA from Cryptococcus wingfieldii CBS 7118, 219 nucleotides. RefSeq lists its product as hypothetical. The record is from RefSeq and is a predicted model, not a curated record. The transcript is spliced from 2 exons. Lineage: Eukaryota; Fungi; Basidiomycota; Tremellomycetes; Tremellales; Cryptococcaceae. The coding region runs from base 1 to 219 and encodes 72 amino acids.
AUGAACUCCAACCCCCAACAACAACAACACCAACAAUACUACUCCUACCGUACCACCAACUCUGCUGCAGGCACCUCCGCCCCCGACAACACCAACCCCAACACCACCACCUCCUCCACCCCUACCUUCUCCCGACGCAAUGAACAAGACGAAUUAUGGGGCGGCAUGACCCGACGAGCGUUUAAAGACCGUUUCGCAGCCGCUGCCCUCCGUUAUUAG